GCUUGCCCUUCGCUACGACUCUUCAUCUCAGCUGCAACGCAGCAUUGUCCCACGUUUUCUGGAAAAGCAACCCUGUGGCUGACAACGUUGUGGGCUGAAGCUACAAACAUCUUGCGUGAUCCAUCUUAAUCCUGCUUUUCGAACGGCGCCUUCUCCUUGGGUUUUGCAGCUGGCUUGGAAGAAGGAGGCAGUGGCUUCGCAUUCUCACGGACGCCAAGUAAUCAACCCCGUCGCGCAGUUCCACCACGGUCCUGAGCCAACUUCUCGUGCCAUCGUCUAGCGGUUCAAACUCGUGGCUCUUACUCAAACCAUGGAGGCCGAAAUCGAAGAGGCUCAGAGACAAAUCCGCAGGUCCGCUGCCAUCAUCCAGGACACAUUACAGGAUCUCACCACACUCCAACGAAUGCACAAUCGCGCACCAGAGGCCUCUCUUGCGGCGCGUGCUCCGACGGACACUUCUUCACUCGUCACUACCCCUUCUGCUAAUUCUGUGCGGAGAACUGAAGGAGCGCAGGAAGCCACUCGGUCGACGGUCAUACGCUCAAGCCCAAUGGAUCCUGGGCACGACGUUAUUGUCAUAUCUUCUGAAACUAGUACGCCCGCUCCUUCCAUAUCAUUUUCGACGCCUGCUCCCCCAACACCCUCUUCCUCAACCCCUUCCCCCGCUUCACGAGGCCCUCGUCCGCUCGACUCUACGCUCGCAGUCCUGGGCGCGGACCUACGCUCCAUGACUCAGAGUUUCCGCGAGCGGGUGAGCGAAUUUGACGAGCUCCGGCGCGCGAUAGCACAAUAUGCACAGGAGCGACACAGCCGCGCAACCGAGCGCGCACGCUCGCGUUCUCCCCCGCCGGACAUGACAUCCCUCCCACCCUCCUUGCGUUUGUACGAGCCUGAAGGCAGCCCGCCCUCGUCCACGAACGGGACCGACGCUGUACCUGCGACAGGUGCGCCGAGGAGGUUCAACGGCCGGAUACGGACCCUGCGCGGCGACUCCCAAAGCACGCUCGACCGUCGCAGUUCUCUGCUACGACAACGCACCACGAGCGAUUCGGAAACGUCUUUGGGUCUGCUCGUGGCUGCGCGCACAGCUUCUUCGAACGCUCGCAAUUCCGUCGCCGAAACUCCAACUAUCACACCUGCUACUAUAUCCGCUUCUGCGCGUUCGGUCGCCGUCCCCUCUCGUCCCGUUGCUACUCCUGCUCCCAGCACUUCUCCAAGCGCGGCAAAUGAUCGCUCCGAAGCGCGACAUAUACCCUCUAACAUCACCUCGCGCAUCACCCGGCUUGCCCAGGAGAUCCAGCAAGAAGGCGUACGCAUUACGCAGCAGGCGGAGUCGCUCAGGUCGUGGAUAAACGACCGUAAUGCGCGGCUCGAUGCGCUACGCCUUCCGAGUCCCUCCUCUACCAUCGCGACGCGCACCAUUCUCGGUCUUGAGCCUGAACGUCCGAUGACGCGAAGGGUUCCAUCUCCAAUGAUCAUUGGGACCCCGUACCUGGCGGAUCUCUCGACGCCGACGAGCGAGAACGAUCCUCCGUCUCUUCUUCCUUGGUCUCAGCCGGCCCAGAGACCAAGGCCGAGCGAGCCCGACCCGCGUCCGAGAGACCCACCGCGCGACGGGGCCCUUUCCUUACCCCGUCGCGCCCCAGAAACGGCCGUCCGCGCACGCUACCUGCGGCAGAACGUGCCGACGAGCUGGAGCGCGACUUCCCCGUCCAGCGCGAGUCCCCAUGAAGACCGCGUCAUGGCUUGGAACCCACCGUCGCGGGAGGCGCGUGAGCGGGCCACGGACGGGCCGCUGUCGCCGCCCUCCCGCACGAUCGCUCCUUCAGGGACUCAGGGCGGGGCGAGGGGCGAUGGGACGGCGACGACCCGCCCGACAGCCUUUGCGGUUGAGUUCGACGAGGAGGUGAUCGCCAGGCGUAACGACAUCGUGCCGGUACGGAACGAGCGUCUGCGUGCGCAAGCCGAGGUCGACUCGGAGGACGACGGGGAGCUCACCGAGAGCAGGAGCUACCGCGUCCGUCGGCGGUACAACGCGGACGGGGACGAGGAGGUCUUCCGCGUCGAGCUGAGGCCGGAGACGUUCCCCGGGUUCGGGGAGACGUCGGCGAACCGGCGGGCGCCCCCAAACGAGUGGGAGGACGACAGCGGGGAGGAGGACUCGUGGAUGGACGCGCUGUCGAGGCUGGACUCGAUGUCGCGGCGGAGCGCGGCGGCGCGGGAUACGCGCGACAGGUGGGAGAUGCCGCGGAUGGUGCGGACGGGGGCGCAGAUGGGGACGGUCGUCCCUCCAACGGCGCUGGGGCCGCCGACGUACCCCGUCAACAUGGCCAGGCGGAGCACGAGAGGCUGGCCACGGCUGUACGCAGACGAGGACAUCUCGGCGGACAGCGAGACGCAGUACGAGCGCGACCUAUCGGCGAUGCGUGCUCGCGCGCAGGCUCUCAUCUCUGCCAACGCCCCUGCUCGCGCGCUCGGGGGCACCACGCUCCCCCGCCCCCGCCGCCGGCAACGCGGCCGCCGUCAUUCCGUGCGCGUGCGCCUCCGGACGACGGCCGCACACUCGAACAGCGAGGCGGCCUUCGUUCGCGGCGCACUAGACGCAGCGCGGCCCUCAGGCCGUGAUCGGAACGGGAACGGAGGUGGGGCGCGCGCUGCUCGAGAUCAGGCCUCUGCAACAUCGAGUUCAAGGGCCGAGCGACCGACGUGGGGGUCGCCGGUGCCGUUCUUCCCCAGCGCGCUGCCGCUGCCGCUGGUGGAGGAGGUCGGGAGCCUGCAAGUGCGCAGCCGGGUGUUUUCGAGCGCGAAGAAGGACCUGGCGCGUAUGCCGAGGAGGCGGCUGGCUGCGCAGGUCGGACGGUGAGAUGUGAGAGAGCCGGAGGGUUUGCCCGAGAAGAUAGGACGAGUGUCAUAUUGGGUUUGAGUGGGACUGUCGGUGUCACCGGUGGCUUGUAAGACACGAACGGUUGCACGAUUUAGUAAUCAGAAUCAUGAUGGUGGAGAUGCUGAGAGCAUCUCGCAAUUGCAAGUGUGGUGGCAGGUCUUUCUGAGGCAAUUGACAGGGAUGGGUGCUUGGGAGACGAUGGACU
This is a messenger RNA of Dichomitus squalens LYAD-421 SS1, 3089 nucleotides long. RefSeq lists its product as uncharacterized. The coding region runs from base 311 to 2863 and encodes 850 amino acids. The record is from RefSeq and is a predicted model, not a curated record. The transcript is spliced from 4 exons. NCBI's taxonomy places the organism in Eukaryota, Fungi, Basidiomycota, Agaricomycetes, Polyporales, Polyporaceae.